AUGGUCGGUCGUGGGCCCCAGCUCCCGCGUCUCCUCCUGAGCGACGUGUCGUGCAUGCGCAACGCCCAGCAAAUUCUCCGCCACGUCAACGCCUCAAUCCACGACGGCGGGGCCCUCGUUCUCUCCGGAACUAAUGGCUCCGGCAAGUCCACCUUCCUCCGCAUGCUCGCCGGCUUCAGCCGCCCCUCGGCCGGCCGGAUCCUCUGGGAUGGCCACGACAUCACUGAUUCCGGCGUGUUCCACCAGUACAAGCUCCAGCUCAACUGGCUGUCCCUCAAGGACGCCAUCAAGGACAAGUUCACUGUUCUUGAUAAUGUCCAGUGGUUUGAGAUCCUCGAGGGCAAGCAAGGGCGGUCAAUGGCCGCGAUUGAGUUAAUGGGCCUGGGCAGGCUGGCUAAGGAGAAGGCCCGUAUGCUGUCCAUGGGCCAGAGAAAGAGACUCCAGCUGGCAAGGCUGCUGGCCAUUGAUCGGCCGAUAUGGCUGCUGGACGAGCCCUCGGUUGCGCUCGAUGAUGAAGGGGUCCGCCUGCUCGAGUUUGUUAUAAGGGAGCAUAGGAAGAAGGGCGGUAUUGUAAUUGUGGCCACACAUCUCCCGAUCGAGAUGGAGGAUGCUAUGGUUCUGAGGCUGCCUCCGAGGUUCCCAAGGAGGAUGACUUUGGUCGACAUGCUCGAUCGUGGAGGCCUCGAUUGA
Striga hermonthica is the source of this 690-nucleotide messenger RNA. NCBI's taxonomy places the organism in Eukaryota, Viridiplantae, Streptophyta, Magnoliopsida, Lamiales, Orobanchaceae. The record is from the annotation of a GenBank genome assembly.